AUGGCGCAGGCUCCGAAUGCUCGUUGGUUCAUCAAUCGUCUUCUAAGCUACCACAACUUAUCCCCCGAGCUGGAGUAUAAACUCUAUGGCCCAGUCAAUGCGCUUCUGUCGAGCAUUUUCCCUCCUUCCAGAGGUUAUUUAGUCAAACCACAAGCCAUUCUUCGAUCUCAUGUCCCAGUGGUAUCGUCUACGGUACUUCCACCUGGAACAGGGGGUCAUCCCGAUGCUGUUCGGCAGUCGGCACGUAUUGCUGCAUUGCCUGGGCCUGUGCAUGGCCACAGCACGCAGCUCUCGGUGGAUUCGAGGACUUCGAUUGAUUCAUACGGCGAUCCCACUACGUUGCGAGAGCGACGAUCCCCUCUUCCAUCCCCAAUUCAAGUUCCGGACUUCAUUGUCGCCAAAGCUAGUGAUUAUACUGGUGCACAGUUCGAUUCCAUUGUUGUGCUCCUAGAGGUGAAGACGAGCGAGCUCGGGAGAAAUGCAUACGUAGGUCAGGUGAUCUCCUACCUAGACACUCUACAGACGAAAGAAUAUGUGGACGGUUUUGUCGCAUAUCUGACCCUGGGGGAAAACACCGUAGUUUGGAGGACAGAGAUAACUGGUACGGAUCGGAUACAAGUCCAAGAACCAAGGGAGAUCAGAACUGGUAGUAGGCUCUUCAUGGAACGUCUUGAAGCACUGGCCCGAUGA
Molecule: messenger RNA, 690 nt
Organism: Sparassis crispa
Lineage: Eukaryota; Fungi; Basidiomycota; Agaricomycetes; Polyporales; Sparassidaceae
Exons: 1
Coding region: 1-690 (229 amino acids)
Source: RefSeq, a predicted model, not a curated record